Messenger RNA from Durio zibethinus, 2222 nucleotides. NCBI's taxonomy places the organism in Eukaryota, Viridiplantae, Streptophyta, Magnoliopsida, Malvales, Malvaceae. The record is from RefSeq and is a predicted model, not a curated record.
GGCUAACUUACCAAAAAAAUCCUCAUUCCUUAUUGGCAAUAAUUUUACUAAAAUACCCAGUUUACCUUAAUUCUUUUUUUUCUUCUCCCCACCUGUCCUACAAAGCAUGCAGUUCCAAUGAAACUCUCAAACACCUUCCCUUACUGUAUAACCAAUAAGUCAUUAAACUUUGAUAUUUCCAACUUUCCAGCAGACACGUGACCCUAAUAUUUUUUUUGACCUGCACGUGCCAUUACCAAAGUUUUUUCACACCGCAAUCACUCAACUUACGUUUCUACCUCCGUAUAUUAGAUGCAUGAGGUCGUAUUUAUUUGUCAUUUCACAUUUUAAAAAACUGAAAAAAUUCACAAAAUGUGGAACAAUCUGGAAAUUUUUUAACAACUCAUAUUUUCUCGUGGACCCCACUAUCUUUCUCGCCGUCAAAGAAAAAAGCGGAAAUUUUGGAGAAUUUAUAAUUUACUAAUAUUUCUAUAAAGAGCUGAAAUGUGUGGAAAUGGUGCGUAGGUUAAGAGCGUGUACCUUAUCAACCGGCGUUCAUUAGUAACAGUUCGGUGAUGCUAGGAGUAUUGUGUGCACGUGCUCCCAAGCCUUGGAUCCUCAACUCACUCUCUCUCAUCGCCCACGGCGGCUCGGCGGCUCGGCGGCUCACCACCAGGACAGCCGUCUAGUGCACUGGCAGACAAAUUUCGCCGACAUAUCAGCCGAUAAUCGGCGUUGCAGGCACCACUACACGGCUUGUCUGCUUGGCGGCUCAGACGGCGGUACUGCUUCUAUAUGGCACGCGAUCUUGCCAUGCGGCGGCGUUGGGGGAGGUUUGAGGAGUGGGGGGGUUUGGAAGAAUGUGGAGAGGAAAGGUGAAGGUUCCUGGAAUGUCGCUUGGGAUGCCAGGCCGGCUCGGUGGCUUCAUCGCCCCGAUUCUGCUUGGCUUCUCUUUGGACUUUGCGCUUGUCUGGAGCCGAUGAUUGAAUUCGUCGACGUUAAUUCCGAUGCUGAUGAAAAAAUCGAAGGCGCCGACUUAAAUUUAAUAAAUCGCUUCAUCGCCUAUGAGAAGAGUAGAAAUAGUUCGUCUUCGGGUUCUGCUGCUGCUAAUAAUUACAAAAUUACAGGGGUUUUAGCGGAUGGGCGAUGUCUUUUCAGAGCAAUUGCUCAUGGAGCUUGCUUGAAGAGUGGGGAAGAAGCUCCCGAUGAGAAUCGUCAAAGAGAACUCGCUGAUGAGCUGAGAGUUCAGGUUGUGAAUGAGCUUUCGAAGAGGCGGGAAGAAACGGAAUGGUUUAUUGAGGGAGAUUUUGAUGCUUACAUUAAGGAAAUUCAACAUCCUUACGUUUGGGGUGGAGAGCCUGAAUUAUUGAUGGCUUCUCAUGUUUUGAAGACUCGAAUUUCAGUCUACAUGAGUCAUAGAACCUCUGGUAAUUUGAUAAACAUAGCAAACUACGGGGAAGAGUACCAGAAGGACAAGGAGAAUCCUAUUAAUGUGCUAUUUCAUGGGUAUGGUCACUAUGACAUAUUGGAGUCGAUUCCAGAACAAAACUGCCACCAAGUGAACGCAUAGAAGUUGGGUCAUUAUAUGAUUAUGAUUGCAUAAAAAUAAGUUGAGCUUAUUUUAAAUGGAGGAAUUCCAUUGAACCAAGAAGUCUUAGGUUGAUAAAUUAGCUGCAUCUACCUCAGCUCUUGCGAUAAUCUUGAUUCAAUUUUGUAGUUUCCACAAUUUUUUUAUGAUUUUUAGAAACUCAAUUCAAUACAUCAAAUUGGUAAAGCAUUGUAGUUGUUCAAGCAUUUCUGAAAAAUCAGCGAUGACUGUUUCCUUUCUCAGAAAAUCUUUGGGAAAUUGAAUUAUCUCAAUCCUCUUUUCAGCUUUUCUUUUGAGUAUGUUGAAGCUUUGUAUAGAAAGAACAUUUGAGGGAAUACGGGAAGCCUUGCAAAUGUUGUAAAAAGCCAGUCAAUGAUAAGGUUUUGUUCCAACUUGUUAGCGAAAGUCUUCAAGUAGUGAAGAAGACAAGUGGAAUGACACACUGUCUUCUCAUGCUUCCAAAGUUUGGGUGCCAAGGAAAAGAGAAAGAUGAAACAAAAAUGCUUUGGAAGUAGCUGUGAAUUAUAUUGUUUUCGCCAUCUCAUUCUCCACUUUGGAACUUCUGAAUUUGUAUUAUUUUGAAUUUAAAUUAUUUUGGGUUUGUUCUGUUUUACGUUCGAGCUCUCCUGGGUUAAUCACAAUUUGGAAAAAUUAC